This is a messenger RNA of Haliaeetus leucocephalus (bald eagle), 1066 nucleotides long. Its product is annotated as regucalcin. Gene Ontology annotation, molecular function: enzyme regulator activity; gluconolactonase activity; calcium ion binding. The record is from RefSeq and is a predicted model, not a curated record. Gene Ontology annotation, biological process: L-ascorbic acid biosynthetic process. NCBI's taxonomy places the organism in Eukaryota, Metazoa, Chordata, Aves, Accipitriformes, Accipitridae. The coding region runs from base 1 to 900 and encodes 299 amino acids. The transcript is spliced from 6 exons.
AUGUCAUCCGUCAAGAUCGAGUGCGUUGCCAACGAGGGCUGCAGGAUCGGGGAGUCUCCCGUCUGGGACGAGAAGGAAAGCGCGCUCCUCUUCGUGGACAUCACGGGCAGAAAGGUGUGCCGCUGGAGCCCGGCCGCCAAGCAAGCGCAGGCCAUCUCUGUGGAUGCUCCUGUAAGCUCUGUGGCUCUCCGGAAAUCUGGGGAUUAUGUCAUCACUCUGGGAACCAGGUUUGCUGCUUUGAAAUGGAAAGAGCAGCUGGUAACCACCAUUACUCAAGUGGACAAGGAUAAACCAAACAACCGAUUCAAUGAUGGGAAAGUGGAUCCUGCAGGGAGGUAUUUCGCAGGUACGAUGGCUGAGGAGAUUCAACCUGCUGUGCUGGAAAGACACCAGGGCUCUCUGUAUACCCUCUUCCCUGACCUCUCAGUGGUGAAGCAUUUUGAUCAGGUGGACAUUUCUAAUGGGCUGGACUGGUCGCUGGAUCACAAAACCUUCUUUUACAUUGACAGCUUGUCCUACUCGGUGGAUGCCUUUGAUUAUGACAUCCAAACUGGAAAAAUUGGCAACCGUAGGAGUAUAUACAAACUGGAGAAAGAGGAAAGCAUUCCUGAUGGGAUGUGCAUUGAUACAGAAGGCAAGCUCUGGGUAGCUUGUUACAAUGGUGGGAGAGUGAUUCGUCUUGAUCCUGAGACAGGAAAAAGACUCCAGACUGUGAAACUUCCUGUUGACAAGACAACUUCCUGCUGUUUCGGAGGAAAGGAUUAUUCAGAAAUGUAUGUGACUUCUGCCAGUGACGGGAUGGAUAAAGAGUGGCUUUCACGGCAGCCACAGGCUGGUGGGAUUUUCAAGAUAACAGGGCUAGGUGUAAAAGGAGUCCCACCAUAUCCAUUUGCAGGUUGAAUAUACACUCUUCAGAAUGGAUUAGAGAGGACUGACGUAAGCAGGACAAGUUGCAAGGUCUUAUUCUGGUGUUCAGCAUUUUUUGCUUUGAAACCGUAACACAAUUAUAACAUCUCAUCAGGAAUAGAUGAAAAUCUACUGAAAUACGUGGAAUAUUUUAAAACUG